AGGGGAGGUGAAGCAGAGGCGGUGAAGAAGAGGCGGUGAAGAGAAAUAGAAGUAGGAAUAAGCUUCUACCCAGAGAAAGAAUUGAGCGCCUUCUUGACCCUGGUUCUUCAUUCCUUGAACUUUCUCAGGAUUUGUCUUUCAUUUCCACUCUAUUCACAAUCAGAUUUCUCUUUCUCUGCAAAUAUCUUUAUACUGAUUAUUGCCUUUUUAGUCUUAAUGGAUAUUAUCAAAAAUUACUCAAAAUAUUUUGGAACUUUAGGUUGUUUAUGAACUGGCAUUUAGUCUAGAGGCAUAAAAUUUUCAAACCGUGGAGGUGGUAAGUUGUUAUUGGUAGAUUAAAAAAAAAAAAAGUGAUGUGAAUGGAGAUUGGUGAGUCGAGAUGGAAACUAGUAAAAGCUUGUCAACUCAAUUAUUGUGAAAAUUGUUGUGCCCGUAACGUUACUCUUUGAGUAUACAUAAAUCUCCACGAAACUGAUUAAACAUAACGAUUUGUGGGAUUGCAUUUAAACUAUACUGUCUCAAGUUGAGCUCCCUGAGAAUAGUCUUGAUAGAUGUAAGGUUGAGUGUAGGUUUGUACAACCUAAAGAGGUGAUUGGGAAAAGGACCCAAGCAUUUUGAGCCUAAACGGAGUUGAGAGGGAAAUGAGAUAACUAUAUAGGUAUGAGUCCAUUUGAAGUCAAACAUAGGAAAGUCUUUUAGAUCUUCUCCCACUUUCACCACAUGUUAAAAAGUAUCCGACCAAUAAAAACAUGUACACAUCAUGUUCAUGAUUGGAAUCAUGAGGUUAGCAAGCAAUCUCAAGCAAGUGAUGAUCAACUAAAAAAAAGAAUAGAAGCUAAUUCACAUUAUAUGGGAUUUCCAGUAAUGGAUUAUGUCAUGGUUUUAGGCUUGAACGGUUUCCCCUAUGAAGCCAUUAGGCAACUACAAGCCUAUUAUGCUGGAAUGCUCAAAGUGUUGACAUGGGUUGGACCAAAUGCAUAUGAAGAUUUUUCAUUUGAUUGUGAAAGUAUCUCCCCCUUUAAUAUUAAGGAUCUGGUUACUUAAAUUUUAUAAAGGUUCAAUAGUUAUCCCAUAUGAUACUUUCAAUGAGCUUUCCCACGAUCCUUUUAUAAACCCUGUGACUCAUUCAACUCAACCAAACCUUUUGCCAACGUGUAAAGAGCAUAUUAAUGUUAUUUUGGAUUAGCAGCUUGUUUCUAUCAGGGAUAGGAAAAGUUGAGUGCUACCUAAUUCGUUGAAAGGGAAAACUAGAGUCAUAUUGCACAUGGAUCACCAGAGAUGAGCUGCUACAGUUAGACUCUAAUAUACUAGAAUACUAUCCAGGGCUAUACUCAACAGGGUUUAGUCUGUCCCACCCCGGCUUGCUGGCCAUGAAUUAUAUGAAGAAGCCUUGCCAUCUGCUGGGAUUAUUACUGGGAUAGGUCCGGUUCAUGGGCGACUUUGUAUGCUUGUGGCUAAUGACCCGACUGUCAAGGGAGGCACUUACUAUCCCAUCGCCGUUAAGAAACAUCUUAGGGCACAAGAGAUUGCCUCUCAAUGUAAAUUACCAUGCAUAUAUCUCGUUGAUAGUGGAGGUGCUUACCUUCGCAAGCAGGCCGAUGUUUUCCCUGACAAGGAUAAUUUUGGUAGAAUUUUCUACAAUCAAGCUGUGAUGUCUGCUGAAGGCAUCCCCCAAAUUGCACUGGUAUUGGAUUUCUGCACAGCUGGGGGUGCCUAUAUACCUGCGAUGGCUGAUGAAAGUGUCAUGGUCAAAGGAAAUGGUACUGUUUUCCUGGCAGGACCACCACUCGCUAAGGCUGCUACAGGAGAAGAAGUCUCUAAAGAAGAUUUGGGGGGUGCUACUGUGCAUUGCAAGACAUCAGGAGUUUUAGAUUAUAUUGCUCAUGUUUGCAGAGUUGUCUUGAUGAGUUUCAACAUCCAGAACUCAAUGAGAUUGUGUUUACACUUGGGGGGUGCUACUGUGCAUUGCAAGACAUCAGGAGUUUUAGAUUAUAUUGCUCAUGAUGAACUGCAUGGACUUGCUCUUGGGAGGAACAUCAUUAAAAACUUGCACAUGCCUGGGAAAGAGGGAGUGUUAAGUAGAUUGGAAACUGUAAACCAUGACUUUAAAGAACCAUUAUAUGAUGUAAAGGAACUUCAUUCCAUUGCCCCAACUGACCUUAAGCAGUCCUUUGAUAUACGGUCAGUCAUUGCUCGCAUUGUUGAUGGAAGUGAAUUUGAUGAAUUCAAGAAAUUGUAUGGCACUACUCUUGUAACAGGUUUUGCUAGAAUUUUUGGACAGCCAGUUGGAAUAAUUGGAAACAAUGGGAUAUUAUUUAAUGAAUCUGCUCUAAAAGGAGCCCAUUUCAUUGAACUGUGCACUCAACGAAACAUUCCUUUGGUCUUCCUUCAGAACAUCACUGGAUUUAUGGUUGGCUCAAGAUCUGAGGCAAAUGGAAUUGCAAAAUCUGGAGCGAAAAUGGUUAUGGCAGUUUCUUGUGCAAAGGUUCCCAAAGUUACUAUAAUUGUUGGUGGAAGCUUCGGUGUUGGAAAUUAUGCAAUGUGUGAUCGUGCUUAUAGUCCCAACUUCAUGUUCCUUUGGCCAAAUGCCCGAAUAUCUGUGAUGGGUGGUGCCCAGGCUGCUGGUGUGCUAGCUCAAAUAGAAAAAGCAAGGGAUUCAGGUAGAAGCUUCUUUUUUUUUGAAGAGAAAAUGUGUAAUAUCAUUAACACAUGAAAAGGAUUACAACAGGGCCUCAGCCUACAACAUACAACAUUCAGCCCAGACCAGAAUGAAACAGAAAAUCUAAGAAAGGCGGAGAAACACCUUUCCAAACACAGCUGACAUUGUUACAUUUUGCAUAUUGGGCAAGCUCAUGGGCAGCCCUGUUGGAGUCCCUUUUCACAUGUUGAAAUGAGCAGCUCAAGAAGUUCAAUUUUGUGUUUUGUAUUCCUUGGAUCAGGUGGCCAGAUUCACCACCACAGAGGUCCUGAGAAAUGGCUUGAAUGACAGAGGAAGCAUCAGAUUCAAAGAUGGCCUGCUGAACAGCCAUUUCCCGAGCCAAAAGAACACCCUGCUCCAUAGCAAAGAGCUCAGUCCAUUCAGCCGGAUAGUGCAUAGGCAAAGCUUUACUAAGAGCAGCAACCACACCACCUUUAGCAUCACGAAUGAUCACUCCCACUCCCGACACCCCCUGACCAUCCAAGGAUGACGCACCAUCUACAUUAAUUUUGAAAAAACCCGGGGGAGGCGCUACCCAGCCACCCUUUGAUGGUUGUAUCGAGGACAAAUGCAUCGGGUUAGCUUCCUGGAAGUCCUCAACAACUCUCUUCGCCAUUUCCCAGACUUGCAGAGGGGAAAGACCACACUCAUUAUGAACUGUCUGAUUUCGGUUAUGCCAUAUGGACCAGGAAAUUGCAAAAAAAUAUUCCAAUGAAACCCCAUCAGAGUUUGAACAAAUUUGGUGCACUAGACCUGUAAAGUCUUUUGCAUUCAACAGAAAAUUUAAAGGGCAGUCUUGCCAAAGCGACCACUCCGAUAGAGCAAAGUCACAGGAAACUAGAGCAUGUAAAAGGCUUUCUGGCUCUUCCCUACAAACAGGACAAUCAAAGUCAGAUUUAAUACCCCUCUCCACCAUCUUUAAACUCACCGGGAGCCCAUCCACACAAGCUCUCCAAGAGAAUAUUUUGAUUUUUGCAGGAAGUUUCAGCUUCCACAAAUUUUUCCAAAGAUAAGCAUUUGAGUCUUCGGAAGAACAUUCCCCGACAUCAGUACCAUCUUGGAGAUUGGCAGCUAUGUGAUAAGCACUCUUGACAGUGAAAACACCCAUUUUAUUUCCAAUCCAAAUAAGAUUGUCCUCCGGUAAAUUCUGACUUAGAGGAAUUUUCAGAAUAAUGUCCGCUUCAAAAGGCAAAAAGAGCGCCUGGACAGCACUAGUUUUCCACCAUUUAGUCAAUAAUGUCCGCUUCAAAAGGCAAAAAGAGCGCCUGGACAGCACUAGUUUUCCACCAUUUAGUCUCUUGAUCAAUGAGAGAGGAGACCAUGGGAAGCUUCUUUUUGUUUGUAAGGAAAAGAUGACUUAUCAUAUUUCUCCAUAUACCAAGUCAGGGUCUUCUUAUUUGUAUUUACAUGCACUUUGCAUGAUGUAAUGCAGUGGAACAAUAAGGAAGAAGAAGAAAGAUUCGAGGCAAAGGUUGUGGUGGAGGCAUAUGAGAAAGAAGGAAGUUCUUAUUACUCCACAGCAAGGCUCUGGGAUGAUGGCAUUAUUGAUCCAGCUGACACAAGAAAAAUCAUAGGUCUUUGCAUCUCUGCUUCCUUGAAUUGUCCCACAGAAGAUACCAGAUAUGGUGUAUUUAGAAUGUUACAAGCACUGGCGUCCAAGUGUCUAAUUCAUAUUAAUCCAGAUGCAUUAUUUUGAUACUU
Molecule: messenger RNA, 4399 nt
Organism: Quercus robur (English oak)
Lineage: Eukaryota; Viridiplantae; Streptophyta; Magnoliopsida; Fagales; Fagaceae
Product: methylcrotonoyl-CoA carboxylase beta chain, mitochondrial-like
Exons: 9
Coding region: 1445-2713 (422 amino acids)
Biological process (GO): L-leucine catabolic process
Cellular component (GO): mitochondrion; methylcrotonoyl-CoA carboxylase complex
Molecular function (GO): methylcrotonoyl-CoA carboxylase activity
Source: RefSeq, a predicted model, not a curated record